AUGACUUCACUGCUACGAAUCCAACCGCACCUGCGCGCCCCUUCUUCCAUCGCCUACCUCGGUCGCACGGCCUUCAACCUACCUAGCCAGCGAUACUACGCUCAGAAAUCCUCGGAGAAGUCUGAAGAAAGCCAUGCUGAACGCCAGGAUAAGAACGACGCUUCAACCAGGCAUCCCAACCAUCCGAUUCCCUCCAACAAAGCGGAGCCUACUCUUCGCGAUGGAAAACAAUCCCCUAUUGCGGAUCAUGAGGGUAAUCUCAGGGACGACCUUCCAGAGGAUGUGAAGAAGCACAAUGAAGAUGUGGAGAACCGAUACGACAAACCGUACAACCACAUUGGGGAUGGCGGCAAAACUGAGCCGGUCUGGAAGAAAUAA
This is a messenger RNA of Penicillium atrosanguineum, 378 nucleotides long. RefSeq lists its product as uncharacterized. The record is from RefSeq and is a predicted model, not a curated record. Lineage: Eukaryota; Fungi; Ascomycota; Eurotiomycetes; Eurotiales; Aspergillaceae. Bases 1 to 378 code for a protein of 125 amino acids. The transcript has a single exon.